AUGUCUUGGUUCUCCUGGCUCUUCACUCUGUGGCCCUCCUCAGCCCCAUCCCUGCUCCUUGUGGGGCUUGUGGGCAGACAGCUGGGGCUCAGGGUGGGGUUACGGGUGGUUCACACAGUGUCUUGUUCUCGUUGGGGUACACCCAGCAACCAGGGUCUGUUUCAGGAUGGAGAUGUAGUUAUUGGUGGGCUCUUUAAUCUUCAUAACCAAACUCCAGCUAUAGACAAUGACUUCACUCAGCUGCCGCACAACAAGCCUUGCACUGGUUUAGAACAUGUUCCAUUACAAUAUAUUUACGCUAUGGUGUUUGCGCUGGAGGAAAUCAAUCACAGUACAACCUUGCUGCCAGGUGUGAAGCUGGGCUACUAUAUUUUUGAUAGCAGUGGUCGACCGCCAUGGGGUCUCCAGGCAGCACUGUCACUGGUUGGAGGAGAAAGCGCGAGCUGUAAUUCAACAGACCCUCCAGACUAUUCUGCUGGGUAUGGAGAGGGAAUUGGAGAAAGAAGAGGUGAUCACCCUAUUCCCUUGAUCAUCGGUGGUGCUUCAUCCCAAGAAGCCAAGAUACUGUCCAGAAUCUUGGGCCCACUCUCUAUUAGCUACCUGGCAAGCUGUCCCUGUCUAAGUAACAGGCUUCAAUUUCCUAACUUCUUCAGGACCAUACCCAGUGAUAUUUACCAAGCCCGGGCCAUUGCUCAGCUUGCCAUGCGCUUUAAUUGGACCUGGAUUGGGGCAGUGGUGGAAAACACAGAUUAUGGCCAUGUUGCAUUAAAGGUAUUUCAGGAGGAGACUCAGGGGGCAGGAGUGUGUCUGGCAUUUGUAGAGAUUCUCCAAGGGGAAAACAUUGUGAGUGAUGCCAGACGAGCAGCCCUCACAAUUCAGGCCUCGACUGCAAAAGUGAUUCUGAUCUUUACCUGGUACACAGAUGUGAUGGAACUGUUCCUGCAACUCUCCAAGAUAAAUGUGACUGACAGACAGUUUCUGGCCAGUGAGGCUUGGAGCACAAGUGGUGAUCUUCUCCAAAAUGUAGUCACAAGUAAAGUGGCAAAAGGUGUUCUUGGUGUUGCAAUUAGCAGUUCAGCUGUUUCUGGAUUUGAAAAUUAUAUCAGAGGUUUGCACCCAAUUUAUCAACCUGAUGAUGAGUUCUUAAGAGAAUUGUGGGAAGCUGAAUUUGGAUGCAGUCUUGGGGCAGCGCCUCUCUUUUCACAUUCCUCUCCAUCCUUCACAUCUGUAAUGCCUUCACAAAGGUCUAGCCAUCCAUUAAAUAUUUCUACUUCAACUCCUGCGAAAACUCUUCAGAGAGCUUCACUAUCCCCCUGCAGAGGCACAGAGUCCCUAGAAGGAGUACAGAAUCAGUUCACUGACGUCUCUCAGCUAAGGGUGACAUAUAAUGUCUACCUUGCUGUUUAUGCUGCAGCCCACGCCCUUCACAGCCUUCUCUCCUGCCCCGACACAGACAGCUCACACGGAAACAACAGCUCCAUCUGCUCUUCUCCAAAACAUAUCAAAUCCAUAGAGCUGUUGCAGCACUUGAACAAUGUGAACUUCACAACGCCACAGGGUGAAAUGUUUUAUUUCCAAGAGGGUGACAUUCCAGCAAAGUAUGACCUUGUCAACUGGCAGAACACCCCUGAGGGGUCACUCAAACUUGUUUUGAUUGGUCGUGUGGACGGGUUUGACCUCCACCUCAACCAGUCAGCUGUUAUGUGGAGCACCGGAUCCAAUCAGGUGCCUACUUCAGUGUGCAGUGAGAGCUGCCCCCCAGGCACCCGAAAGGCCAGCAGGAAAGGAGAACCUCUCUGCUGCUUUGAUUGUAUUCCAUGUGCAGAUGGGGCGAUUAGCAAUCAAACUGAUUCCCUUCACUGUGAGCGUUGUCCAUUAGAGUUUUGGUCCAAUGCUAAACGAACUGCCUGCAUCCCUCACCAGCUGGACUUCCUUUCAUUUAAUGAAACUUUGGGCAUUACUCUGUCUACAGCAGCUGUGUCUGGUACUGUGGUGACAACAGCUGUAUUUGUGGUGUUUCUCUGCUACCGUCAAACACCUAUGGUUCGAGCCAACAAUUCGGAACUGAGCUUCCUGCUUCUCCUGUCGCUGAAGCUCUGCUUCCUGUGCUCACUGGUGUUCAUUGGUCGUCCAUCAGUCUGGGCUUGUCGUUGCCUCCAAGUGAAGACCAUAGUAGUUCUGGCAGCUUUCCGCUCAGCUCGGCCUGGUGCUGAAGCCUUGAUUAGGUGGUUUGGUCCAGGCCAACAGAGAGGAAGUGUUUUCCUUCUUACUUGUAUCCAGAUUAUCAUCUGUGUCACAUGGCUGUCCCUCAGCCCCCCUGUGCCUCAACGUGAUCUGGGUUUUCAGGGGUCAAAGGUCACCCUGGGGUGCGCCAUGUCCUCUGUGAUGGGCUUCUCUCUGGUUCUAGGUUACAUUGGUUUGUUGGCCUGCACCUGCCUAUUCUUGGCUUUUCUUGCUCGGAAACUCCCUGAUAACUUCAAUGAGGCCAAACUGAUCACCUUCAGCAUGCUGAUAUUCUGUGCUGUCUGGGUGGCCUUUGUCCCUGCUUAUGUUAGCUCUCCUGGGAGAUACGCUGUUGCUGUGGAGGUUUUUGCAAUCCUGGCCUCUAGCUAUGGUUUAUUGCUCUGCAUUUUUGCCCCCAAAUGUUUCAUCAUUCUCUUGAGGCCUGAGAAAAACACUAAGAAAUACCUGAUGGCCAGAUAA
Molecule: messenger RNA, 2703 nt
Organism: Perca flavescens (yellow perch)
Lineage: Eukaryota; Metazoa; Chordata; Actinopteri; Perciformes; Percidae
Product: extracellular calcium-sensing receptor-like
Biological process (GO): G protein-coupled receptor signaling pathway
Cellular component (GO): plasma membrane
Molecular function (GO): G protein-coupled receptor activity
Source: RefSeq, a predicted model, not a curated record